This is a messenger RNA of Pelmatolapia mariae (spotted tilapia), 4509 nucleotides long. It is a transcript of the gene igsf21b, whose product is annotated as immunoglobin superfamily, member 21b. The transcript is spliced from 11 exons. The coding region runs from base 378 to 1613 and encodes 411 amino acids. Gene Ontology annotation, biological process: homophilic cell-cell adhesion; heterophilic cell-cell adhesion. Gene Ontology annotation, cellular component: adherens junction. Lineage: Eukaryota; Metazoa; Chordata; Actinopteri; Cichliformes; Cichlidae. The record is from RefSeq and is a predicted model, not a curated record.
UGCUGCUGUCAUCCUCCGCUCUGAUAACAGAUGGAGCAUCCUCAGCUGUGAGCAGCAGCACCCAGCAGGAUGACUGCUUCUCUUGUCCUCUGCCUCCUCCUUCUGCUUCACAUUCUCAGUCUUACAACGGAGUCCACGUCAUUAUCAACAGCUACAUUCACCCUGAGGAAAAAUGAGUGAGGGAGACCAUCGAGACUAAGCUAGGUUAUUUAACCGUUACUACUGAAUCUCUUCCUCCUGUCGUCAUUGGAGAUACAGUCACACUCAGGUGCAACUUCCAAACAGAUGGCAGCCUGCAAGAGAUUGUGUGGUUUCGGGAAAGCGAACAGAUUAUUGAAGGCGCCAGUGCCAAGCAAAAGAUUUUCAGCUAUAAUUCCAUGUACAACACUAGCUACUCCAACAUGGAGGACAACCGCAAACGGGAGGACCUAGUAUACCAGUCAACAGUGCGACUUCCAGAAGUUCACAUGGAGGAUGAUGGCCUGUAUGAGUGCCAUGUAGGGAUUUAUGACAGAAAUUCCAGAGACAAAGUUAUUCUAGCCUCUAGCAGUAUCACCCUCACUGUCAUAGUACCUCCAAAGUCUAUCUCUGUGGUGGUGGCCAACAGCCCAGCUCCAUUCAGCCGUUACGAGGCUCAAAACUUCACUCUGGUUUGCAUUGUUACAGGAGCAAAACCAGCUCCCAUGGUAUACUUCAAGAGAGAUGGUGAGCUUAUUGAUGUUGUGCCAACAGCCCAGCAACAGUCUUUUUCAGGAGUUCAAAGUAAGAGCCCAGGUCACAAAAAGAGCUGGACUAUGAACCAGGCAGGGCUUUGGAGUACCCAGGUGUUGACCAGUCGAGAUGUUGAUGACACCAAACUCCAGAAGACCCUGCUGGAGCAAGAGGAGAAGCAGGCCAGGCUAGACCAUAAUGGACCUGUUGACUCUCAGGGCCAAGAAGAAGAGUCUGAACUGAAUCCUGAGGAAACCACUGAGAUUAUCCCUGAGACAAUAGUGAGCAGGGAAUUUCCCCGCUGGGUUCAGACUACUGACCCUCUCUAUUACUUCUAUCACCGGCAGCAGGCAGCAGGCGAUGGCACCAUGGAGGUUAGAGCCAUGCUAACCUGGAGCCUCAACCCCCAGCUUGACAAUGAGGCUCUAUUCAGCUGUGAGGUCAACCACCCAGCUCUAUCCAUGCCCAUGCAAGCUGAGGUCACAUUGGCUGCUCCCAGAGGACCUAAGCUGUCCAUGAGUCCCAGUAAAGCCAAAGUGGGAGAUACAGUGCGAAUCACUGUCCAGGGCUUCCAGCUGGGACCUUCUGCAAGUGAAGUCUUCCCUGAGCCAAUGUUCACUUGGACCAAGGUUGGAGGGGAUCUGCUCGAUGGCAGAGCAGUCCAUAACGGAAGGGAACUCAUCCUGGAGAGAGUCCCUGCUGAGCUCAAUGGCUCCAUGUUUCGCUGCACAGCCCAGAAUCCUCUGGGCUCCACGGAUACCCACACCCGCCUGAUCGUGUUUGACAACCCAAGACUGAAGAGAGGAAAAGAACAUUACAUUGCCAUCAACACAGCAGUCGGUCGGCACGCCUUCGCAUUAUCCACCAUUCUACUGCUGAGAUUCACCUGUGAGCUGACGUGACCCGAAGCUCUGCUCUGCUGCUAAACACACUACCCAACUUCCUGAGGCACCAUCAGUGACCCCUGAAAGUAGUUAAACCUCCAACCAGUCCUUCUGCUUGAGCACCUAGGAGGAAGGACUCAUUCUCAUUCUGCAUUAGACACAGAAUGAAGUUUCUGAGGCAAUUUACAUGUAAUGUUGGGAAUACUUGAGAUUUACCACUACCAUAGGGAUAAUAGUAGAUAGAUUGUAAGUUGGCCAGUCAGCAUUAUCAGCUGCCGGGAUUUUGAUUCAUAACAUCACUCCGGCUGCCAGAUUUAUGUAAAAAAACAAAAACAAAAAACAACAACCCAGGCCAACUCAAAGACACAUCAAAUAUUGAUUAGUUAGGGCUAUUAUUCAAAAAGAUCUAGUGAACAAAUUCUCUAGAAAUCAUCAAAUCUGGACAGCUUUCAUGUUCUUACAUAAAAUAGCUGAUGUUUUGGGGGUCUGAUUGUUCCUUCUAGUGAUGGGAUUUCCAGCUCUUUUUAGAGAACCGGAUCUUUCGGCUCGGCUCCCUAAAAAGAGCCGGCUCUUUCAGCUCCGAACCGGCUCUUCAGGUUGUUUUGUUGCUUUAAUUAAUUUAUUAUUAACAAUAACAUAAAAUUAUGCACGUACAAACUCCAAAACACAUUUCUAGCGUUAACUGAACUUCCAAAACAGAGCUACCUAGAUCACUUAAAUUACACAAUUGAAAGCAUAUGUGUAUUGUUUGUGUAUUGAUACACAAGCACUCAUAUAUAUUCAAAUAAUAAAAAAAAAAGUUCAUUUACCUGUUACUACCACGCACCAAAUCCGGUCGUUGGCACUUCCUGGCUUGUGUAGCCACUAGGUAACAAAAGCUCAACACUGCCCCCUAGCAUCCUGGAGCACUUCAGUUGUGUUUUGUACGUGUUUUGGAGUUUUUACGUGUUUUAGAGUUUGUACGUGCUUUGUCUCUAGGGGCCACCGUAAAUAUACUUUUAUUUAUUCAGUCCACAUAAAAUGUAAUAAAUAAAUCAUAUAAUACAAAAACCAACUAUUUACAUUUCAACUUUUAACUAUUUAAAUUUUCAGCUUUUUCCUUUUAAACAAAUUUAAAGUGAAACAACACAAAACACUGCAAACCACAACACAAUUAAAUAUAAAUUAAAAUAUGAAAACAAAAAGAAGAUGCACAUUCUCUGUCAUAUGGGCCUGCAUGAAUAAACUUUCUGAAUCCUUUAUCAUCCGCAACUGAAAAUAGUUGUGGAUGAUUACUAUACCUUUCUAUAACAAGUUCUCACUCCCAAAGCGUAACAUUUUACGCUAGGUGACAAAUCGUCCACUCUCCUACUUGACGACAUCGGAAAACUGAGGACAUAUGAGGACAUAUGAGAACCGUUUGGACUCAAUCUACACAUGUUUGCUCUUUUCCUUAAAGUCGCUUGGGAAAACACUAUUUCACGUCAUUAAAGUGCUGGUUAAGGUUAGGAAUAAGGUUAUGGUUAGGCUUAGGGAUAAGGCUAGGUUUAGGGCUGCAAUACAGGGCUGGAACGUCUAUUACCGCGGGAGCGUAAUUCCACUGGAUUUCAUCCAUAACCCGGCGCGUACCAUAACAACGCGGAAGGUCACCUUUCGCGUUCCUCAGGAACGCCGCGGGACGUGACAAAACGUCGGGAUGUUACACCUCGGGAGUGAGAACGGGCCCCUUUCUAAUGUGACGUUGUUGUCCCUGGCUCUCUUUCUCUCUCUCUCCCUCCCGCUCUGUUCCUGUGCUACUGCGAGUGUAACUACCGCCCCUCCCCCCUCUGCCCAGCGCAAAGCACAAGGCUCGCGUGCGGAGUGAAGCAGAAAAAAAGUGCGAGAGAGAGGGUGAGAGAAAGAAAAAAAAAAAACCACGGCUCGGGAUAAGGAGCCGGCACGCGUCAUUCACGUCAAAGAUCCGGCUCUAAGAGCCAUUUCGUUCACUACCGACACAUCACUAGUUCCUUCCUAGUCUGUUCAGUUUCUAAAAGCCAUAACAAAACCUGUCAUGUCAGAAAUUACUCAUUUAAUUUUUUAAUUGUAUUUAAUCUGGAUUAAAAUAUUAUGUAUAGAAAUUGAAGUUGGAUAACUUGCUUCCCACUUCCCAUUAAAAACUUGUAACUUGUAACAAUGUAAAACUAACAAUUCUCCACUAAAGUCUUAUGGAUGUCUAAGCAUCAGUAUUGUGAGUUUAUUGCAGGUAGAGAUAUUCUUUUCUUAGCUCAGGUGUGGAUAUUUAAAUAAAAUAUAUUUAAUCAGUGAAAACACUCUUGACCCUUCACUGUAAACCCGAAAAGUUAGCAGAACUUAAGGCAAUCGGUUGAAUUGGGUUUUUCGAGUUGAUGAACUAAAAAGUUAUCAGAACUUCAACAUUUUGAUUACAUUUGACAUGUACCCUUUGACCAAAAUAAAACUAAAAUGUUUAAUAAUUAAAUUCAAAAAUAUUCAAUAAAUAGUAUUUCGUUUUCAGUUAUUUUGUAUUUUUUUUUUAUUAAGGUUUAUAUGUUGUGUUGUGUUUUUGUUUGUUUUUUUUGUUUUUUUUUAACUAUGGACAUGUCUGUCAAUAAAGAUUGAUUGACUGAAUUAUGUCUAUCAUGGGAAUAAGUUGACAUGACUUAAAAGGAACGGGUACAACAGAGUCACUCAGUAUUGUUCACUUUUACACCAACUUUGCAAACUGAAAAACAUGUCACACAAAACGUAAAAAAACCCUUAAAUCAACAGAUUCAGAAUAUCUGAAUAACAUUUUAUUAAUUAUGCUUUAAGCUGCUGAAACUGUAAAAUUCUACAAUGUACAUAUAUUAUACCAUUGUCCUGGUUCUGUUAUUUUUCAAUACUUGCUUGGUUAAGAUUCAUAUUCAAAACAUCAUAAAACAAAACAAAAACUGAAAUA